CUUUAUCCUUCGCACCAUGAACUCCCUCUUCCUUCUGUCCGCUCUUGCCCUUCUUCUCCCCCUCUCCCUCGCCCAGCAACCAAAACCCAAUGGUGUCGACAGUCAAGAGCUGAGACCCGUGCAGCCUGAGUCACCCAUCUUCACCGACCGGUUUGAAAGAAACUGCAGUUUGGAUUUUCGCACCUUUGACGGUACAUGCACUAGCAUUGGCCCCCCUCUUCACAGGCUCUGGGGCUCCACAAAUCGCCCGCAAUUUUCCUACUUCACCGGUCGAGACACUCGCAUCCCGAGGGGAGCCGACCUACCGUCUGCGAGACGCAUCUCAAACGCAGUCCAUAGCUCCUCAUCAGAUGUUUUUGAUAAGCGCAACUUGAAUGAGAUAACCACCUUUUUCGGACAAUUCAUCGACCAUUCCAUCGUCGCCACGCCGCUUAACAAGUCAGAACCGCUUCACAUUGAUGUCGACGAAGAUGACCCCAUCUUUGCAAAUGUUACGGCCAACGGAGACAGGGGUAAACUUCUUUUCUUCAGAUCUAGUCGCGUGCGUGUACGAGAGCUCAACAAUGAGCAGCGGCCCCAAAAUUCGCUUCCAUCAGCCCUUGAUCUGGUCUCAGUCUACGGUCCGUCUGAAGAACGUGCGAGAUUUCUUCGCACUAGGAAGGGCGGUCUUAUGAAGACAAGCAGAAAGAACAUGUUGCCACUCAAUACCAACUUCAACAACGCCCCGAGGGUCGGUCCGGAAUUUUUCCUCGCCGGUGAUCAUAGAGCGAAUGAGCAUCCCGCCCUCACAGCGAUUCACACCAUUUUCGUUCGAGAGCACAACAGCAUCGCCCGCGAACUCAAGUCCGCUUUCCCGACGAUGCAAGACGAGGAGCUGUUCCAGAUGGCACGCAAGAUCAACAUCGCCGAAUUUCAAAAGAUCGUCUUCGAGGAAUGGUACCCCUCUAUUACUGGAUCAAAGUUGCCAAGAUACAAGGGAUUCAAAAGGAAUGUUGAUCCCACUGUUUCUCUUAUAUUCUCCACGGCAGCGUUCCGUGUAGGACACACCAUGGUCGGCCUUCGCGUGAACCGUGCUUCGAAAGGAAACAAACGGCUUACACCAUUUGAUCUUAAGUCCAUGUUCUUCAGGGGUGCUAACGUAGUGAGGCGUAAUGGUAUUGAUGUGUUUCUCCGAGGAGCUAUUAUCAAUCGGGCGCAGAGAAUUGAUGUAGAGGUGCGUGAUUCGCUUCGCAACUUUCUGUUCACUCGCAUCGAAGAGGAGGAAGGUAUCGAUCUCAUCGCGUUGAACAUUCAGAGGGGACGAGACCAUGCGUUACCAAGCUUCAACGCCAUUCGUGAGAGAUUCAAAAUUGGUAAGGCCGUCAGGUACUCACAGAUCACCAAGAAUAGAGCUGUGCAGGCCAAGCUACAGAGUGUUUAUUCUUCGGUAUCUCGAUUGGAAGCGUGGCCGGGACUCGUUGCGGAAGACCCGGCCCCUGGCUCGUCGAUGGGAAGGACCAUGCUUGCGGUAUGGAAAGCAGAAUUCCGUCGUCUUCGAGACGGGGAUCGAUUCUUCUACCAGGUGGGAGGGCUUUUCCCGAUGCAGAUCAUGGACAAGAUCCCGAGGGUUAGGGCUUUGUUCACGAAAGAGGACACGUUCAGGGCAAUCAUCCUGAGAAACUCCGGCAUCAAGCCGGCCGAUUUGACAAGGAAGAUGUUCUUCGUCAAGUAAACGUGGAAACCAUCAAUAUUUUGUAGCGAAUUUGUUGUUCUGGUGAGUGUGUGGCUUGGUGGAAACAAUUGUUGCCCCCUCCACCUGUUCGAACCCCUGCCCCCAAGAUUUCGACGAUUGCCUGCUGAAUGGUCCUCAAAGGAAUUGCUGCUGUUAGAAGCCCUGGUUGUCAUGAUAGCAGGCCUACGCACCGAAGUCCUUUCCAUACCGAAUACUGCCAGUUGCCAGCAUGCGGCAUUUUCCUCGCCCCUGGUAGCUGGUGAUAGUUGAUUGCUGUUGUGAAAUUGGGUAUUUCGGAGUCACCAGUGAACCAUGGAUUUGUCUCUGCUUCAAAGAAAAACGCUCAGGAACACCCAUUGCAAGGGUGAAAAAUAAAUUGUCCCUUCAUCGCGGCGAUCCAAAAAUGAGGUACUGUUCUAAUUGACUGCAAUUUCCACCUCGGUUUCCUCUGUAUAUG
Messenger RNA from Chondrus crispus (carragheen), 2168 nucleotides. RefSeq names its product Animal heme peroxidase homologue. Gene Ontology annotation, molecular function: heme binding; peroxidase activity. The transcript is spliced from 3 exons. Gene Ontology annotation, biological process: response to oxidative stress. Lineage: Eukaryota; Rhodophyta; Florideophyceae; Gigartinales; Gigartinaceae. The record is from RefSeq and is a predicted model, not a curated record. Bases 17 to 1711 code for a protein of 564 amino acids.